Punica granatum (pomegranate) is the source of this 1058-nucleotide messenger RNA. NCBI's taxonomy places the organism in Eukaryota, Viridiplantae, Streptophyta, Magnoliopsida, Myrtales, Lythraceae. The record is from RefSeq and is a predicted model, not a curated record.
UCCCGAAGAAGCACAACCCUCCUCGUCUUGCUUUCCGCAGAUUCUUCUCUCUGACCCUUCUCCAACAAACCCCACCGCGCCCGCCCCCCCUUCUAAUCUCUCUGUGUUCGACUUAGAUCUCCACGAUAACCAAUAUCGGCCAAUUUAAUCCGUCAUCAUGACGCUGGGCUCAGGAGGAUCGAGUGUCGUCGUACCUCGGAAUUUCAGAUUAUUGGAGGAACUUGAACGUGGGGAAAAGGGCAUUGGGGAUGGGACCGUCAGCUAUGGGAUGGACGAUGGCGAUGACAUUUACAUGCGAUCUUGGACAGGCACUAUCAUUGGUCCUCACAACACUGUCCAUGAAGGUCGUAUCUACCAAUUGAAGUUGUUCUGUGACAAAGAUUAUCCCGAAAAGCCUCCCAGUGUUCGAUUCCAUUCAAGGAUCAACAUGACUUGCGUCAAUCAUGAAACUGGAGUGGUGGAGCCAAAGAAAUUUGGGCUUCUGGCAAAUUGGCAGAGAGAGUACACCAUGGAGGAUAUAUUGACUCAGCUGAAGAAGGAGAUGGCAGCUCCGCAUAACCGAAAACUGGUUCAACCUCCAGAAGGCACGUACUUCUAGCUUCCCAAGAAAUAUUAGUAUAGAUGUGGAGGUUCGUGUUUGCAUAUGCAAUAUAUAGUCUGUGAUGACAUGACGUUGCUGAAGUUUCAAGAACCAUAGGGAGGAAUGCCUUGGAAAAAGCUCCUCCAAUUUCUUGCCAUCACCACCUUCAUAUUAUAAUCGUCAUUGUCUUGUUAAAACUCUGAUUAACAACAGACGUUGGAUUACUGGGAUAUUAUCUUGGUGUGUCUGCUUCUAAGAAUUCAUCAUCUCUUUUAGGUGUUCUAAAAUUCUCUUUUCAUUCCUUCUGUCUUUGUGUUGUAGUGGCACUACGUUCAAACAUGCUUUCAUGAUAAGUUGUAAAUCUAGUCGAGAGUAAUCUCAAAAUAGGAAGUGGGUAUUGGGAGAUAUCGGUUUUGAAGAGAUUUUUCAGUUUAAGGAUUCAGAGCUUAUGGCAGACGUAUUGGAUCUCUUUGACAUA